GAUUUACAGACAUCUCCUACAUAAACUUUCCACAUUGACAUCAUGUCCCGACGUUAUGAUACGCGAACAACAAUAUUUUCUCCCGAAGGGAGACUUUACCAGGUUGAAUAUGCUAUGGAAGCGAUUAGUCUUGCUGGUAUCUGCCUUGGUAUAUUAGCCGAUGAUGGUGUUGUUUUAGCUGCAGAAAGGAGAAACACUAAUAAACUUCUAGAUGAAAUGGUUUUCUCUGAAAAGAUUUACAAAUUACAUGAUGACAUGGCUUGUAGCGUCGCUGGUAUUACGUCAGAUGCAAAUGUUUUAACAAAUGAAUUAAGACUAAUUGCCCAAAGGUAUUUACUUCAAUACCAAGAACCCAUACCGUGUGAACAACUUGUUAGUUCCCUAUGUGACAUCAAACAAGAAUAUACACAAUUUGGAGGAAAGCGACCGUUUGGUGUUUCACUACUCUACAUGGGCUGGGAUAAGCAUUAUGGCUUCCAGUUGUAUCAAAGUGAUCCAAGUGGCAAUUUCAGUGGCUGGAAGGCGACCUGUAUCGGAAAUAAUAGUGUUGCUGCGGUGUCCAUGUUAAAGCAAGAGUAUAAUGAAGAGAAAAUGCCUUUGUCAGAGGCACUAAAACUAGCUAUUAAAGUCUUGAAUAAGACAUUGGAUGUCACUAAGUUAACGAAAGAUAAAGUUGAGAUGGCAACUCUUACACGAAAAGGAGACAAGACAGAAAUCUGCAUACUUCCUGAUAGUAAAGUCGAAAGUAUAAUCAACGUCUGUGAAGAGGAAGCCAAGGAUCAAAGAAGUUCAAAGAGCAAAGAAAGCAGUGCCAGCACAAGCAAAUAAUAAUCUUCUUAAAAAAAUCUUUCCAAACCUUUAGUUUAUUGUAACUACAUUUUUGUCCUUCCUUAAAGAUAAAUAUAAAUGAACUUUGAGUGAGAA
Messenger RNA from Xenia sp. Carnegie-2017, 924 nucleotides. RefSeq names its product proteasome subunit alpha type-4-like. The transcript is spliced from 8 exons. The record is from RefSeq and is a predicted model, not a curated record. Lineage: Eukaryota; Metazoa; Cnidaria; Anthozoa; Malacalcyonacea; Xeniidae. Gene Ontology annotation, cellular component: cytosol; proteasome core complex; proteasome core complex, alpha-subunit complex. Gene Ontology annotation, biological process: ubiquitin-dependent protein catabolic process. Bases 43 to 828 code for a protein of 261 amino acids.